GAUGAUGAUUAUCUAUCGGAUGUUUUAGUGCUUCUCUUGUCUCAGCCACAGACAUGUCACUUGGGCAUGCUCGCUUCCCAAAUGAUCAACUAGCUUCAUUCUGAAGUUUUGAACUCGUAGAAACAUUUAGUCUUUAACGUUAAUGUCUGCUAAAACUCCCUUACGUGUCCUAUGCCUUCAUGGCUACCGGCAGAAUGCUGUCAGCUUUCGAGAAAAGACGGGCGCUUUGAGGAAAGUCCUGAAGAACCGGGUAGAGCUCGUCUACGUGACGGCACCACUUGAAGUUCCAAGUUCGGCUGAAACUGACAAUUCCAAGGAGUCUGGUGACAAGCCUCCUCCACCAUCCGCCGAGAGCGCCAGGGGCUGGUGGUUCUCCGACGCCCAGCAGCGCAGCUUCCACGCCGGGCAGGAGUGCGAGGCCAGCCUGGGCCUGGAGCAGAGCGUGGAAGUGGUGCGGGCGGCCGUGAGGGAGCAGGGCCCCUUCGACGGCAUCCUGGGCUUCAGUCAGGGCGCCGCCCUGGUGGCCAUGCUGCUGUCCAUGCAGGAGCAGCGGCAAGAGCCGGACCUCGCCUUCCGAUUCGCCCUCAUCAUCUCCGGCUUCCGCAGCGCCUGCGCCCAGCACACACGUUUCUAUGGCGAGGCCAUUGCCACGCCGACGCUGCACGUGUUUGGGGAGCAGGACGGAGUGAUUCCCAUUGACAUGAGUAAGGACCUGCUCACAGUGUUCAAGGAGCCCACUGUCCUCACGCAUGCAGGCGGACAUUUUGUACCGGCCGCGUCCGCACAUAAACCUGUUUACUUGAACUUCUUACAGACAUUUCAGAAAUAAGACUUUUAUUGUUUUUCCUUCCUAUACUUCCUUCUCAGGGUCAUUUUGUCUUAAACUAAAAUAAAUUGCUGUCAUUA
Messenger RNA from Engraulis encrasicolus (European anchovy), 906 nucleotides. It is a transcript of the gene ovca2, whose product is annotated as OVCA2 serine hydrolase domain containing. Gene Ontology annotation, cellular component: cytoplasm; nucleus. The transcript has 2 exons. The record is from RefSeq and is a predicted model, not a curated record. Gene Ontology annotation, biological process: response to retinoic acid. NCBI's taxonomy places the organism in Eukaryota, Metazoa, Chordata, Actinopteri, Clupeiformes, Engraulidae. Bases 143 to 829 code for a protein of 228 amino acids. Gene Ontology annotation, molecular function: hydrolase activity.